Molecule: messenger RNA, 888 nt
Organism: Salvelinus sp. IW2-2015
Lineage: Eukaryota; Metazoa; Chordata; Actinopteri; Salmoniformes; Salmonidae
Source: RefSeq, a predicted model, not a curated record
CGCCAAGCAGCUGGAGAUGCAGAACAAGCUGUGGGUGAAGGAUGAGAAGCUGAAGCAGCUGAAGGCCAUCGUAUCAGAGAGUAACAGCAGCGCCACCUCAGAGCAGCAGCGUCCCCCACCACCCCCAGACAAGCCCCAGAGGAACUCCCGGGAGAAGGACCAGCCUCGCGCCCCUGAGAAGAGAUCUCGCUCGCCACUGCCCACUCCCUCCUGCUACCACCACCAGGUCAGCACAGCUCAGUACCACCUCCUCCCACCCUCCUCCUCCGCUGGUAGUCUCUCAGUAGCCUCCGUCAUCUCUGAGUGGGAGCAGAGGUUCCCCAUAGGUAGGGACCCCCCCGGGACACCCGGAGCGUACGGAGGAACGACCCCAUACGGAAGCAGCAGUGUGGGCCGCAGGAGAGGCCAGCGAUGGGCCCCUGAGACAGAGGCCCCGGGCCCCAGCCACACGUACGGGCUAGACCUAGAGUCAAGCUCAAGGGGAGAUGUGUUCAGAACGAGAGGUGGAGGACAAGCCGUGCAGUUCAAGACAUCGAAACGCUUAGACAGGAAUGCCCAACUGCUUCAAGUCGUAAGAGGAGGUCAUCGGGAGACGGGCCAGGACAACAUGAUGGGAACAAGAUGGACUGGAACGACAGAGAGAACAGGGCACAGUGGCAAGCACAAGCUCAGGUCUUGGUCUCCAGAAUAGCUAUCAGAAACGCAGGAAGUAGGAACUGGACAGAUCAUCUUUUUCUAUGUUGGAAUCGUCUUGUGUAUUGGACUAGUGAACUAACCAUCACUUUAAACUAGGCAUCUUUUUUAAAAGUCAAGCUUUUUAUAUAACUGUUUUUCUAGACAAGUGAUGAUCAGGACCUGAGUUGUAUCUAAUCAUGACCGUAGCUUAAG